UUCAAUGAAAAACUAUAAAACGUCAAAUGAUAGUGUAUACAAAAGGUUUGUAUUCUAUGAUAAUUUUGUAAAUUUAUUAUUUAUAAACUUUAUAAACACAUAUUAUUUUAUAUUGAUGACCAAUUUAUAUAAAGGAUUCUUUAAUAAAUCAAAAAAGUAUCAAUAACAGAUUCAGAUGAAGAAAAUAAAUAUCCUAAAAAAUAACCAAUCCUUAAAAGUAGAGAAAAAGCACUGUUUUGAGAAAGUAGCAUUAUGUAAUUUUAAUAAUUAAUGAAAGAAUGAUUCAAAAUAAAUAACAAUUCAGAAACAUCCUAAAAGAAAUUGGAUGCAUAAAAAAUACUUUCUUUUCGAAAAAGCAGCAAAAGGAUAGUACUAAUUCAAAUAAAUAAAAUUAUUUAUAAUGGACUUAAACUUCAUUUUAUAAAGAAAUCUAAAUGCAUCGAGGUUUUUAGACCUUUAAAAGUGUUUUAAUGUAUAAGAGAAUUAAAGCCAUUGA
Messenger RNA from Paramecium pentaurelia, 496 nucleotides. The record is from the annotation of a GenBank genome assembly. Lineage: Eukaryota; Ciliophora; Oligohymenophorea; Peniculida; Parameciidae.